Messenger RNA from Orbilia oligospora ATCC 24927, 1416 nucleotides. RefSeq lists its product as uncharacterized. Lineage: Eukaryota; Fungi; Ascomycota; Orbiliomycetes; Orbiliales; Orbiliaceae. Bases 1 to 1416 code for a protein of 471 amino acids. The transcript has 3 exons. Gene Ontology annotation, cellular component: membrane. The record is from RefSeq and is a predicted model, not a curated record.
AUGGGGGCCCUUUUGUCGCUACCCUUAAUGGCUAUACCCAGCAUGAGCUCCAUCAUCACUGUUGGAGCAUCUUGCUGCGGUGCGGCGACUUGCUCUGCCAUCUUCAACUCUUGCGGGAAAUGUCACAACUCGACCGCCACCCGUAUUGUCUACGCUUUAAUCCUCGCCAUAAACUCGAUAUUCAGUUGGAUAAUGCUCACGCCAUGGAUAAUUAAGAAACUCCAAAAGUUAACGCUGGACUACAUGACCAUAAAGUGUCUCGGAGAGGACUGUUUUGGUUUCGUGGCUGUACACCGGUUUAAUUUCGCGUUGGGACUGCUCCAUUUUGCACUCGGUUUGAUGUUACUUGGUGUCAGGUCCACCAAGAAUGGCAGAGCGUCGAUACAAAACGGAUUUUGGGGACCAAAGAUACUGGCUUGGAUUGGACUUAUCGUUCUCACCUUCUUUAUUCCCGAAGAGUUUUUCAUCUUCUGGGGGAAUAAGGUCGCAUUCGUGGGAGCAGCACUUUUCCUCUUCCUCGGACUUAUCCUGCUUGUCGAUCUAGCACACACAUGGGCCGAGACUUGUCUAAGAAAAGUGGACGAGACGGAUAGCAAUGUGUGGAGGUUUAUACUUGUCGGUUCCACGUUGGGGAUGUUCAUCAUUUCGUUGGUCCUUACCAUCAUUAUGUACGUCUUCUUCGGGAAGGGCGAUUGUAGUAUGAACAUCUCGGCUAUUACUAUCAAUAUGCUUCUGGCGAUUGUUGUCAGUGCAAUGUCAAUCCAUCCGGCGGUCCAAGAGGCAAAUUCGCAGGCUGGUCUUGCGCAAAGCGCCAUGGUCGCGGUUUAUUGCACAUACUUGACAAUGUCUGCUGUGGCUAUGGAACCAGAUGACAAGCACUGCAAUCCAUGGAUUCGAGCUAGAGGCACCAGGACAGCCAGUAUUGUUAUUGGUGCAUUGCUCACACUCCUCACUAUUGCAUAUACCACUACAAGGGCUGCAACCCAAGGUUUUGCCAUGGGCAGUUCGGGGCCAAGCGGCUACGCUGCUCUCGGAGAUGACGAACAUGGACUUGUUACCCAGGAGCCAUCAAGACAUGCCAUGAGACAAGAGGUUUUGAGGAGAGCAAUCGCAGAGGGAGCAUUGCCGGCUAGUGCCCUGGAUGAAGAUAGUGACGACGAGGCAGAAGAUGCGGUCGAUGAUGAGAAGGGACGGGUGCAGUACAAUUAUACACUGUUCCAUUUCAUCUUCAUGUUGGCCACGGCUUGGGUUGCCACUCUAUUGACGAUGAGUUUGGAGGAUAAGGAGGGCGAUUUCACACCCGUUGGCAGGACGUACGGGGCUAGUUGGACUAAGAUUAUCAGUGCAUGGGUCUGUUAUGCACUGUAUGCAUGGAGCCUGAUUGCUCCCGUGGCGCUUCCUGAUCGAUUCGGCUAA